AGCGGAGUGAUGACGCAACAACCCGGAAGUGUCUGGAGCCCCUGGAAGUGGUAGCGGCAGAGAUGGACGAUACACUCUUCCAGCUGAAGUUCACAGCAAAGCAGCUGGAGAAGCUAGCCAAGAAGGCCGAGAAGGACUCGAAGACUGAGCAAGCCAAAGUCAAGAAGGCCCUUCAGCAGAAGAACGUAGAAUGUGCUCGUGUCUAUGCAGAGAAUGCAAUCCGGAAGAAGAACGAAGGUUUAAACUGGCUUCGGAUGGCUUCCCGAGUGGAUGCAGUGGUCUCCAAGGUGCAGACGGCAGUGACCAUGAAGGGGGUGACUAAAAAUAUGGCUCAGGUGACCAAGGCCUUGGACAAAGCUCUGAGCUCCAUGGACCUGCAGAAGGUCUCGGCGGUGAUGGAUAAAUUUGAGCACCAGGUUCAGAACUUGGAUGUUCACACCUCGGUGAUGGAGGACUCCAUGAGCUCUGCUACCACCCUGACCACGCCGCAGGAGCAGGUGGACAGCCUCAUCGUGCAGAUUGCUGAGGAGAAUGGCUUGGAGAUCAUGGACCAACUCAAUCAGCUCCCCGAGGGGGCUUCGGCAGUGGGGGAGAGCUCCGUCCGCACCCAGGAAGACCAGCUGUCCCGAAGAUUGGCUGCCUUGCGGAAUUAAAGUCUCCCAUUGUUCUGGAUGAUCACUGUUCCCCUACUGAUUGUGCAUCGAGUGGGGAGAUGGGGGAGACCCCCCCCAAAGCUCCCACUCCAUCCCUGCUCUGGCCUUCUGCUAGCAAAACCAGAACCAGCAAGCCACUCCUUCAGCAGCCUGCUCUUCUGCGGUGGACUCUUUGGUCUUUUUCUAUGAUGACUACUUCCUGAAGAGGCAGCAGGAAGAGAUGUUGGAGGGAGGUUUGCCGAAUGAGCGUGAUCUUGCUCUGGGCUUUGGCGGCAGAGUGUUCAGGGCUCUUGUCUUUAAAGCAGCGCUACCACUCCCUCUCUGCAUCCUGGGCCUCUAGGGGGAGUGAUUCUAACACUAAAUGGAGAUCUUGUUGAAAGGGGAAGUGCAUGUUCUGAUGGGACACUGGGUGCCUGACCAUCUCCGGAUGGCUGUAUCUCUAGCAAAUGUGUAGUGCAUCUUUCUCUCCACAGCCUGUACAUUGGCUCUCUUAGCCACAGUGGGCUUUGCUGUGGGCGACCCUCUACUAACAGCUUGCAGCAGGUAGUGCCAUGAAUCCUUCCCAUUUCCAUCCAAGCCCCUUUCUUCCCCACUGCAUGUUGUAGCUGGGGGGAGGGGUGCCCGCCCGGGGCGUACAUGCACAUUGGUAGUGUUUCAUGGGUGAGGCAGCUGCCUUGGAUGAAAGGCACAAAUCUAUGUAGUGGCAUCUCUUACUCUAAUGUCUAUAUUCCCAGUUAUCUGCUAGUCCCUGGUGCAGCACCCGUAGCAUUGAGACGAUAGGGACCCUAGUGUGAUGCCCAGCAUGCAGGGAUCUCGCUUUGCCAACUUAGCCCUGGCACUGCUUGUCACGUUGCCCGCACUGGAUUUUCUCACCGUUAAGUGACCUUUGAGAAGUUUGUCUCCACA
Messenger RNA from Terrapene triunguis (Three-toed box turtle), 1559 nucleotides. Its product is annotated as charged multivesicular body protein 1a. Gene Ontology annotation, cellular component: ESCRT III complex; multivesicular body. The record is from RefSeq and is a predicted model, not a curated record. NCBI's taxonomy places the organism in Eukaryota, Metazoa, Chordata, Testudines, Emydidae. The coding region runs from base 63 to 653 and encodes 196 amino acids. The transcript has 7 exons. Gene Ontology annotation, biological process: protein transport; endosome transport via multivesicular body sorting pathway; late endosome to vacuole transport.